UUUCCGGUCACUGUUACGUCUCCAUGCCGUGCAGCUGUCCUUGGAAAGUGUCUCGUGUGCGGCUCGUGGUAAAGAUGCGGAGAACAGAUGUCACCAACUGAAGCUUGCUGCUGAAAACAACACGGGAGCCAAAAAAAGGAAGAAAAUAAAAGCCAUGGCGUCUCCUUUCCUGAAGUACUCCGUGCUUCUCCAGAAGUAUCGCACUCCACUGCUCAUUGCGAGCUGCGGCGGAGUCUUCGCCGCCAACAUGUUCUACCACGUUUUCCCUGACGUCUCCUACCGUCAGCUCUAUCAGGCCUGGCACCGGGGGGAGCCGGUCGUGCUGUCGGAAAAGCUGGAAACUCUUUUUCAGCAGGUGCUGAAGGACUAUGGCGUCAGCUCACCCAAGAAUGUCUCGGCCUUUGCGUCCUUUGGCUUCCAACCGGUUGGCGCUGGCGUCCCGUGGCUUCCUGCAGGGGCCCAAAUCGGCAUCCCUGCUAACUUUAACAGCACCGCCGACGACCCGAGUGGAAUUACCAAUCGCAACAUUUUCAUCAAUGGCAAAACAGUGGACUGGAGCAGUGAGUCCGGUUCGACUCUAAAGGAGGCGCUUGUGUUUUCCCUCGACGCGCAGAAGUUCGCCAUAGCGCGCGAGGUGGCCCGCUUGCAGUCCGGGGGACCCGUCAUGAGCGCUGCUGUCGCUCCGUUCUGCCUGGGAGGGGUUUGGGUGUACAGCGUGGUGCUGAAGCAGGUUUUCGGGCUGUACGGCGGGCCUGCGCUGCUACGCGGUGCUGUGAACAUCAUUGCGCUUGGCAUUGGUGCUGUUUCCUACUUCCUCACCUCGGACGCCGUCAGCCAGUGGCUUGACUAUAGCUCGGACCGACGUGCAGCCGGAGUGUCCCGCGAUUACGCCAAAGGAGGGGUGGAGUUUUACGAUAAAAUUCUGUCCAGAAACAAAAUGCUGCGCUCACUGAUGGGGCAGAAGGGAGAGGAUAUGUACGCUCCCAGUGGGAACUUGUUUCCUGCUCACGUCCUUCAGCUGAAACACACGCCGUACACCUCCAGGAGGGAGCAGAUCCUCGCUCUGCUGAAAGAGGAGAAAGUAUAAGAGGAGGGUUAGCGAUGGGAACUAAACUAGCAAGACUUUUCAUGUUUUUUCUUAAAAUUAUGUCAUCACGUAUGUGCUGAAUGUAAUUUGUAAUCAGCAAAGUCCUCAGGGGUGUCUGUAUUUGCUGACUUUGUGCAACAACGAUAGCGUGUAGGGCACAGUGUACAAAUAAACUGUU
Neolamprologus brichardi is the source of this 1265-nucleotide messenger RNA. It is a transcript of the gene tmem177, whose product is annotated as transmembrane protein 177. Gene Ontology annotation, cellular component: membrane. Lineage: Eukaryota; Metazoa; Chordata; Actinopteri; Cichliformes; Cichlidae. The record is from RefSeq and is a predicted model, not a curated record.